This is a messenger RNA of Paramuricea clavata, 3144 nucleotides long. The record is from the annotation of a GenBank genome assembly. Lineage: Eukaryota; Metazoa; Cnidaria; Anthozoa; Malacalcyonacea; Plexauridae.
AUGUUUCGUAGGAAGUCGUCGCUGUUUGAAGCUCAAUUUGAUCUCUCUGGUUAUAUUGAAACAAAAUCAAACGCAACGAUAAAAGUAUGUACUGUACUGUCUGUAUACUAUCCCAUUCAGGUAUCAACUGCGCCACUUAUGUAAAUUAUUACCAGGACACCAUGGGUUAAUGUUAUUUGUAUUUUUAAUUAUUAGUUUUUGUCUCAUCCAUGUAAAGAACACAUGAAACUGCAAGCUGUUGUACUGAAAGUUGAACGGUGCAAGCCAAUUUCAUCUAUACAAGAGGAGCAGGUGCGCGCUAAUGUGACCGUUUUACUUUUGGAUACAAAUUGUGACUCAGCCGUAAAUGUAUUUUCAUUUACAACAAAAUUCUUAAAUACGAUGGCAAUCUCGUUACUUUGACGGAAACAUUUGUUGCAUAAUAAUGGUCAGUUACAGUCCGUAAUUGUUUCCAAAUACCGCCGGAACUACCAUCGAACGAAACAGUAACUGCUUAGCCUUAGAAUUCCAAUGUUUUUUCCAUAAUUGUAUGCAGGCACGUACGAUGAACAUUAAAGUAAUACAUGAAAAAAGCUCAUUGGAAUUCUGUUGUUUGUUGAAAGUACUCAAAGUAGUAGUAUAUAUAUAGUACUCCUUUUUGCCUUUGAGCAUCAAAAACAAUAACAUAACCGCCAUUACCAUUAUUGUUCAUCUUUCAUACUGUUAUUAAUUCAGUCAGGAGGUCCCGUUAAUCUGUCAAGUGUUAGACGUUAUCUUGGUUCAAUGGGCAGACCACUUAAUAGUGAUGCACAAAAGAUGUUACAGUCCAUAGAAAACUAUCAACAGGUAUUCUACUGUAUGUAGCCGAGGUUUUAGAUUACCCUUUGAUUAAUAUCGUUCAGACACCUGCGGAUACAACUACCCGAUAUAUUUACUGGUAAGCAUGGAGAUCUUAAGACUUUGGCUACAAACUUCCUGAUGCUAGUGCCUAGUGGGUAAUUCCAUGGUAGUGAUGACAUUUUUGGAAGAAAAAAAUUGUCAAGAAUUUUCAGAAGCUAUUGGAAACAAUUCUGAACUGAAAUAUAAAGUUGUACUUUAUAUGUAACAUGAGUGACGUAACAGGAGUCACGUGUAUUUUGUAGCAAUCUUUACUAUUGUAAUCCAAAAUAUAAAAUUUCUUUGUGUUGGUAGUUUGCCUAACAUAUAGUCUGUUACUUGACAGACAUUGUAUGUUUCUCCUUCCUAAGGUUCCCGGAGAAAUUCAAAAUAGUUAGGUUGUUGUUACCUCAUGUCACUUUGUCGUAACAAUGUAACAUGAGUCACAUACCAAUUUACGGCCACCAAUCUUAUCAUAUGUUAUAAUCAAAUGUUUAAUUUUUACUGUGAAUCAGUAGCUUACCAUUAUUUAUAUAAAAUGUGACAGAAAAAAUGUAUUAGUUAGUACACCAGAUCAAAAUUACUCUGAUAAUUUGGUUCAGAAUGUAACACGAGUCACCAUGGAAUUACCCUACUAGUGUUUUUCAGGUUAGCCGUGUAUCUCGCUGUCUUGUUAUCGUCGAAACCUACAGUGGCACGGACCGUUCGAGUUAAUAUCGUUCAGUCUCCUUCCUGGUUCUUUGCCAUAAUCUAGUAUGCCAUAAAGGCUUUGACUGGUCUUGUACGGUAUUCGGCAGCACAGAAAACCGAGCUCAACCUGACAAACAGUUUGCCGAUGGUGGUUUAAUAUAUGCAGGGAAGCGAUAAAGCGUAUUUACAUAGGUCAUAGCAGACAGAAAUGCGUGUAUGCACAUCUUGUCAGGUUUACAUCGUUUACAAAUUGAAUUUCAUUCAAAAUGUUACAAGGUGCCUAUGAUGGAUAAAAACUCCAGACCUUUCUCAGACCUUUACCUGGUUAUUCUCUAGGUUUAUUGGACAUUGAAAGUUUGCAAACUUGUUUAUAAUUCUAUUUAUAAUUCUAUUUGAAAAUAAUAAUGAACUCUGAGAAAACGAAAUGAUCCACAAUAUUUCUUUAUCCUUUUUAGAGUCCAGCUUUCAAAGCGCAGCAGAUGCUGUCUUCUCAGGCAGCGCUUUUACAAAACAUUGCACAAAGCAGAGGAACUGAAGCAUCUAGAGACAGUCAGAUAUCGCGGCAAGAGGAGAAAGGUAUUAGAUGAAUGAUAAAACUUACAGUAUAAGAUGCAAGUGCAGGACUCGCUAAACCUGGAGCUUCUGAACCUGACCAUAACCCUAUCCCUACCACACCCUAUCAGGGUCAGGGUGUGUUUUCACUGCAUUCCCCCUGUCGUUGUUAAGUGUCUUGCAGUUAUAUGUAUGACUAAACUUUUUUGUAUAGUGGUUUCGAACGAAGAACGCCAUCGUGCUCGCCAGCCAGAGGAAGACAAAUCAUUCAUGAACAUGCUUUCACAACUGGGUUUAAAAGAUAAACCAAUCGGUGACCAAAAAUCGUCGGCGACUGAUACAUCGUCGAGCCCACAAGCACGUUGGGCAGCGUACCUACAAUCACGAAUACGCGCAAGUAAAAGCACGUCACCGCAAUCACCCGAGAUACCGAGGUCAAUGUCAUUUGAUGGAUAUUCAGGAGUUAACGAGGAUAUGCGGAGUAAAAGAACCAGACAACGACCCCUUUCAGUUGGCUGUGUCGGUGAAGGAGGACUGGAUCGGGGUUUUAAUCCUGAACAACUUCGAAGGAAAUGGUUGGAAGAAGGGAGUCACAGUCAAAGGUGAGCUAGCCCGCGUGCAGGCCCAAGGGAAAAAUACUUUUCCCUUGGGCUUGCACGCGGGCUAAAGGUGAGCUGGACGGCUAGCCCCAUUUGAACUCCUUGAUUUUGUCUGCCCGCACAGUUUAAAUGCUAGCAGACAAGCUGAUCCAGCAGACAGGCUGAUCAGGUAUUAAAGUUCAAAUAACCGCAAUCCCCAAUAUAAGCCACCGCUGAAUUAAAAACAUUCUUUCAACAGGUGUGGGACUUGCGGAUGUCCCGGAUGUAUCUCCGUCUUCAACUCAAUAUCGACGAAUAUUUUUGCUGCGGAAAAAAGAAUACUGGAAAAAACGGACGAGAAAUUCGCGCAACUGCGGGACGAUAUGAACUCGAAAUUUCAAUUACUUUAUCAACUGCUAGACAGAAAACAAGUCAUAAACGAUGAGGAAGACUAAUGUGUAUUACAGCA